This is a messenger RNA of Nylanderia fulva, 2921 nucleotides long. Lineage: Eukaryota; Metazoa; Arthropoda; Insecta; Hymenoptera; Formicidae. The record is from RefSeq and is a predicted model, not a curated record.
CUUUGGCGAUCUGUCUAUUAAUCUGUGUCUCGGGUCUCCGCCGUUCGACGAUUUUGAGGUUAUGUCAGCCGACGGAUUUUCCCGGAUUUCGUCGUGAUCGCGUGAGAAUUUCGCGCCCUCGCCGUCGAAGAUGUCGCGGAAGGACGCGACGGACGAGUGCCCGAUCGUGCCGGAGCUGGCGAGGCAUUUUCGGGCGAAGAACAAGAGCGGCAUCGUCACCUGCCUCGCCCAAUUGAAGAGCGACCCGAAGCACCGCAAGGAAUUCGCCCAGCGGAGCAGCGGCCUCGACAUCCUCGUCCAGCUUCUGCGCUGCAAGAGCGACACGAUCAUGAACAUGAGUCUGAGCGUCCUCGCGGACGCCUGCAUGGCUUACGACGUCAGGGAAAAGGUAAAAGACACCAAGAUUGGAAUCAAUGUAGUGCUCAUAAUAAAAAAUCUCCAAUUGGAUACUAAACUGCACUGCCGUGCUUGCAGACUUAUCAGUAACUUGUCUGAAUCUAGCUGGCAUGUCAAAGAGUUAUGCGAUGCUGGAGUGGUAAAAGCACUUGUACCACUUCUAAUAUUAAAGACCAGUACACAAACUUAUUGCAUGGCCAUCAGAGCUAUGAGGAAUAUUUGGAGUUUUUAUGUACACAUUAGGGAAACAAUGGUGGAGUUGCAGAUUAUUAAGAUGAUUACUCAAUUAUUCGUCAUGGCUGAAGAAAAGUCUUAUGAAGACGCUAAGCAUGCUGAACUAGUAGAUGCAUGCUUAAAAGCUAUGUGUGCGUUUCUCGUCACUUUAGAUCCGCGCUGCGGCGCGCAAAUGCAAGUAGAUAAGGACAAGCAAGGUUACAAGUGUCUCAUGCGAUGCUGCAAUAAGAGCAACAAUAAAAUGGCCAUGAAAUGCCUCUAUAUUCUCUGUCAAAUAGCUGAGUGUCGAUUGCAGUUGGGCAUUUCUGGCACAAUUGAGGAGGUCAUAGCUUGGGUCAAUUCGGUGGAGAACAGCUCUACGGAACAAAUGUACGAAGAGAUAUUGAUUAGCUUGUGCCUGUUUUGUCGAGAAUCGGUAAAUCGGAACAGAAUCAAGAACAGUGAUGGAUUGCAACUGAUUAUAGUGCUGCUGAACAAUUCGAAACACGAACGUUAUCAUUCUAUGCUGUUACAAGCCCUCGUUCAGUUUGUCUACGACGAUAAUGCUCUUGACAUUUUGACCAAACACGGUAUAAUGGAUGUUCUCGUGGCGAAAUUGAAAGAUGCGAUUGCUAAGGACAUGGAGCUGGUGAAAUUGAAAGAUGACAAAAAUAACUCCAAGAAACGUUUUAGUGAUAGUCCAUCCGAAUACCUUUCGAAGCAUUUAAAGUGCAAUCGGACAUAUGCAAACAGAACGAGGUUUAGUAUGGACUUUUAUCGCGACGACUGGAGUCCAAGAAGUGUCACGAGCGCCUCCUCCUCGUCGCCACCUAGUACACCACCCUUGCCGCCUUGUUCCGAUUCCAAUGCGGAGACUGACGAUACUGAGGAUGACGACAUUUAUAGUCCGAUCUGCAGUGACACCGAAUGGGGCGACAACGACGAAGAAGACGAAGAAGUAGCUUCUUUGAAGAGCUACAAAUCGCUGACGACCGCCGAAACUGAUUUCGAUUCGCCUGCAACCAGCUCCGAGACAUCCGGCAAGAUAAAUGCUUGUGAAUUCUAUACGAUACAGUUGCUGAACAAAUUGAGUUUUUCCGAGCCAAUCGACGAGCUAGCCGACCCUAAGAUCAUCAUACCACUGACGACUUAUAUAAAAUAUACGAGGAAACAAAACAUCCACAAAUAUCGAUACAUCGCAAUCAAGAUAUUAAAGAGAAUCAUGAAUAACACGGCGUAUUUUCUACCGCUGCUGAAACAAGGCCUGGUAUUCGACCUGCAGACCUUACCGGAAGCGGAGGAUUGCACGCGACGUUUACGUAUGGUGGCGGAAACCGGCGGUGCCAUCGGUCAACUAUCAUUUAUAUUGCUGCGCGGCGAGGACGAGUACAAAUUGCUGACCGCGGUAUCGAUACCGCUUCUUAUCAAGACGCAUCGCCACCUCAAGUGCUUACUGGACAAGUACGGCGGAUUGGAAUUGAUAUUCCGCUUGCUCAGGGAAUCGUCACAUGAACUGCACGAGCGGGCGAUCUGGUCGAUCUGCCAGUUGGCGAGGACGUUGAAGAUCCAUUCGUCCGAUCACUCGAUCACGGUCGCUUCGAUGAAGACCAGCGAUUACUCGAGGCUAUCUCUCGACGAGACGACAAGUCACACGAAGCCGACGGUGUCGUCGACGGUGACAUUCGAGUUGGAUGACGGCACAACCGUAGAGGCAUGCAAAAGGAUGCUGUGUCGGCGCUCGGACUUCUUCUCCGUCAUGUUAGAGGGCAAUUUUAGCGAGUCGGGCAAGAGACGAGUGCGAUUGAAGAACACAUCACGCGACGGUCUGAAUACAUUAAUCCUGGCUGCGAAUGGGACUUCGUUCGAGUACGAAAACAUCGAGUCGUUGUUGGACGCGACGUUGUUGGCUGAUAAAUUCCUCAUGUCGGACCUGGCAGACGCGUUGACCGAGAGCUCCGUGGCCAAACUUAAUCACGAGAACUUGUGUCAAGCCUGGUGUUGGGGCAGAAACUACUCCUGCCACGAGUGGAGGUCCUAUUGCGUCAAGAGCUUCCUCACUGCAAAGCUGUCGUGGAGUGAGACAAUGCAGACGUUUCGCGAUUUCUACGCUACCGACGCAUUUGACGAGUUCCUGCACGAGGUCAGGGACAUAAUCGAGUAUGUGUUGUGCCAAUAAUAAAGAUAUUGAAUGAUUCUCGAUUUCGGAACAGUGCAAUUAUGGAUCUACGAGGAGAAUACUUUGAAGAUUUGUAGUAUAAAUAUUUGAAAAACGAAUUUUGGUUGAAAAUGGAAUAAACUUGUGACAUUGUUAA